UUUCAAAUCAAACAAAAUACCAAACCAAACUAGUUGAGUUCAAAUCCAAACACUUCAUUGAAGUUGUUCCAUAAUAUAUCACAGCCUUCAUGCACUUGUUCAAGCCACAUCUCGCCUCAAACACAACCAAAUCCAGAAUGGCCUCCGUAGAAAUUGUUCAAGCCACUGAAGCCACCACUAGAUCCAUCAAUGAGCCGCCCAGAAUUUCUUUCUCUGCUGAAUUUCUUGAUGAAAACAGCUUCAUUUCCAUCAGCCCCCACUCUGAAACCAGUGAAAAAGACCAAGAAAAACCCAGAAUCAAUGCAGAAUUUGAGUUUCUCUCCAACAACAAUGGCAGUAGCCACACUAUGUUGACUGCAGAUGAGCUUUUUUUUGAAGGAAAGCUCCUCCCUUUCUGGCAAACACACCACUCGGAGCAGCUCAACAAGAUCAGCUUGAAACCAAAAGAUGCAGAAAAAGAAGUUAAUAAAGAGGCAGCUGAAAAUAGAGCAAGUUGGCUUGUUGAUGAUGACCCUUCUCCAAGGCCACCAAAGUGCACCGUUUUGUGGAAAGAGCUACUGAGGUUAAAGAAGCAAGGGGGUUCUUCUUUGUCAUCAUCUUCUUCUUCCUCUUCAACAUCAUAUUCUUCGAGCUCACUGACCGAUGUGGCGGCGACAACAGAAGCAAAAGCGAUGAAAGAAGGUGCUGGGAGCAGAGAGAAGCAGCAGGUUAAGAGGGUAAGCAAGGGACUGCAGAGAACAAGAUCAGCUAGUAUCAGAAUAAGGCCAAUUAUAAAUGUGCCUCUCUGCACACAAGUCAAGAGCAGUGCAGUGGCGCCACCAUUUCUCUUCAAGAAAGGAAGAUUAGAGAGGUGAAUUGGGAUUAUAACAUCCGGUGUAUCGAAUUGUCACAUUUUUCUAUUGAAGGAAUCAAAUCAUGUUUUUU
Molecule: messenger RNA, 924 nt
Organism: Mangifera indica (mango)
Lineage: Eukaryota; Viridiplantae; Streptophyta; Magnoliopsida; Sapindales; Anacardiaceae
Exons: 1
Coding region: 90-854 (254 amino acids)
Source: RefSeq, a predicted model, not a curated record